AUUUAAUUUUAUUGUUAAGGAAAUUUAAAUGUUGAACUAACUUCAUCUAACAACAAAAAGCUACAAGUGGAGGUAAACCAUCCGAUCUUUCCCCUGUUUUCUCAGUGGAGAAGAUGAGGGAAAUCAAACUAAAAUUAAAUCUUAGUGACCGAAAAAUAAGGCAGCUGGGUCAAGACUUAAGAUAUGUCCAUGGAAGAAAUGUUGUUGAGUCUAACAUGGAAGAGAAACUAUCUGCUAUGGCGCAUAGGAUAGAUGAUUUUUUUAUUUGUACUGAUCUGGAGUUAGAAGUUAAGGAAGAUGGUUAUUAUAAAAGCAAAUUACGAUUACAAAACCAAUAUAGUGUGUUCCUUUUUCAUCAAACUUUUAAUAAUCAUAACUUGUGCCAAUUAAUGGGCUUCAUAUUGCACAGUUUUAUGGAUCUAAUGCAAUUUAGUUUCUAAUUUAUAAUUGCAAGUGCAAAUAUGUCAAUGAAAUUACAAAAAAAUUAUAAUUUUUUCAGGAAAUGUUACAGUAAAGAAGUGCCUUUCUUCCAUGUAAUAGAUGUAUCUGACUCUGUGCUUUUUCUCAUGGAAGUUGGGGCAUUGGAUCCAUACCAACAGCAAGUCAAAAUAGGAAUUGAUGAUGGCCAAGAAAAGUUGAAGAUCUGCCUGUCCAUCAUUCCUCUCCCUGGGGACAGUAAGAAUAUUGUUAAUAGUGUUAAGCGUGUUUUUAUAGUUGGGAUUGCUGCAGGAGUUCCGGAGAAGAAUGAAAAUUUACGGAAGAUGUUGGGAUUGAUAAAGAUACAAGAUGUUGACUGUGUGGUCACAGUGGAUAUAAAACUUGCGCUGAUGCUUGUGGGAAAACAGAGUGCGGGUUGCACUUACAUCUGCAUUUAUUGCAAUGGGAAAGCUCCAUAUGAUGACCAUGACCAGGAAUCCAAUACUCUUGGUUUUCUUGUAGAGAAUAACAGGAAGUAUGUGACAGCCGGAUCGAUCCUGAAAGAUAGUAGAGAUUUUCAAAACGUGGUUGACCAGCCCCUGUUAACAGGCCAUGCUCCAGAUGUUAAGAUUAUACAAAUUAUAAUUCCUCCUGAACUACAUCUAAUGCUCGGUGUUGUUUCGAAGAUCAUGAAAGCUCUGGAGGACUUGGUUGGGAAACAAUUUAUCUUGGAUUUCCUUCAGGAGAUUGGCGUCACUCCUAACAAGAAGUGGGGUUCUGCACUGAAUGGUAACCAGACCAGAAGGUUGUUGAAUCAAGUUGGCAAACUGAAACUGGGGCUGCAAGACAGAGGGGUCUAUUCAGGAAUGCCUUUCCUUGAAACUCUCCAAAGAUUUAACAAGGUGGUUCAGUCCUGCUUCGGACAGGAAAGGGAAGAUGGAUUCAAGGAGAGCAUAGAGAAAUUCUCUGAAUCCUACAGAUGCUUAGGAAUAUCUAUAACACCUAAAGUCCACAUUGUCAUGGACCACCUAGUGGAGUUUUUUGAGUUGAGGCCCGAGUCAACAGCAGGUUUGGGAUACUAUUCUGAGCAGGCCUUUGAAGCCAUCCACUAUGACUUCUUAAAAUUUGAAGAACACUGCAGUGUGUCGAAGGAUCACAAGGACUAUAGGAUGAAGAUGAUGGCCAUAGUGCAACAGUACAAUAGCCUUCAUAUGGGCUGUUAAUAUAAGCUGCUCAUUAUCACAUAUUCCUCUCUAAUUACAUGAACAUAACCAUGAAUCUGAAGUGCAUCUAUUCCUCUCUAGUUACAUGAACAUAAGCAGGAAUCUGAAGUGCAUCUUUUCCUCUCUAGUAACAUGAACAUAACCAGGAAUCUGAAGUGCAUCUAUUCUUCUCUAAUUACAUGAACAUAACCAGGAAUCUGAAUUACGCAUCUAUUCCUCUCUAGUAACAUGAACAUAACCAGGAAUCUGAAGUACGCAUCUAUUCCUCUCUAGUAACAUGAACAUAACCAGGAAUCUGAAGUGCAUCUAUUCCUCUCUAGUUACAUGAACAUAACCAGGAAUCUGAUGUGCAUCUAUUCCUUUCAAGUAACAUGAACAUAACCAGGAAUCUGAAGUGCAUCUAUUCCUCUCGAGUUACAUGAUCUA
Molecule: messenger RNA, 2066 nt
Organism: Eurytemora carolleeae
Lineage: Eukaryota; Metazoa; Arthropoda; Copepoda; Calanoida; Temoridae
Exons: 16
Coding region: 462-1640 (392 amino acids)
Source: RefSeq, a predicted model, not a curated record